Molecule: messenger RNA, 1167 nt
Organism: Adineta steineri
Lineage: Eukaryota; Metazoa; Rotifera; Eurotatoria; Adinetida; Adinetidae
Source: the annotation of a GenBank genome assembly
AUGAAUAAUAUUCGUCCAUGUCUUCGUUUAGUACAAAAUUCUAUAUUCUUCCAAGGUCAACAACGUUUUCUUCAUGUUGAAAAACAUAAAGAUUAUCUUCGUUUAAUCAAUAAAAAUGAUACAAUGGAUUUUCAUUAUAUUUGGUUACGACAUAAUUGUCCAACGAUAGGAAAAUCUAUCCAUCCAAAAACUAAUGAACGAAUUGUUGAUUGUGCUGCAAUUCCAUCAGAAAUCAAACCUGAACAUGUAGAAUUAGUUGAAAAUGAAAAAAAAUUAAAAAUUACUUGGUCAAAAGAUCAUACUAGUUUAUUUGAUCUAGCAUUUUUAACAUCAAAUGCAUAUGGAAAAAAUCGAUUGGAAACGAAAAAACCUCAAACAAAAAUCGAAGAUAUUGAAUUAAUUUAUGAUGAAAAAAAUCCACAUGAAACUUAUUUAGCAAAUUGUUAUGAACGAUUAAAAAAAUACGGGUUAGUUGUUGUUCGACAACGUGGUUUAGAUACAGAAGAUAUUAUUAAAGAUUUUUUACCUUGUGGUGCAUCAGUUGUUGAAACACAUUUUGGUCGUAUUGAAGAUUUACGUCCGGAUAAUACAACAAAUCAAAAUAAUGAUCAAUUAGGUUAUACAAAUUCUGCAAUUAAUUUACAUACUGAUCAACCAUUUAUUGCUGAUCCACCAGGUAUGCAAUUAUUACAAUGUAUUCGUUCAGCUGAUAAAGGUGGAGAUAAUUAUUUUGCUAAUGCUCGUUAUGCUGCACUUUAUCUUCGUGAAAUUGAUCCAAAUGCAUAUUAUAUAUUAACGACUACACCAGUUCAUUUUCAUCGAAAACAAAAAGAAUUUCAAAGUAUUCAUAUUGGUCCAAUCAUAGAAAUAGAUAAUGAUGAUGUUAAACAAGUUCGUCAUAGUUAUUUUACUUUAGCACCAUUUAAUUUUCCAUUUUGGUUUACAACUGCUUAUUAUAAUGCAUAUCGUAAAUAUGCAUCGAUUUUAUAUGAUCCUCAAUCACAAUAUCGAGUUAAAUUAGAACGUGGAGAUUUUGUUCUCUAUGAUAAUUAUAAAAUGUUACAUGCAAGAGAAGAAUUUACUGGACCAAGACAUUUACGUGGAAUUUAUUUUCGACAUACAGAUGUUUGGAACAAACUUGAAAAAUUUAGCAAAGACAAAAUAUAA